UGCUUGCAGGCAGCCCAGGCCGUGCGGCGGUGGAAUGCGAUAUCCCCACUGGACCAAUUGUCACGCUCGCCUGGACAUUCACUACCCUGCUUUGGAGCAUAUUCACAGAACCACGGAAGACAUUCGCAGCACGAGUGCUUCUCUUCCAACCAUUAUGGAUGGUUCGCAUAGUACGCCGUGACCUCACGUGGGUCCAGGAUCUCGCUCUAUUUCUCGCGCUCCACAAUGCAUAUGGCCUUUUCUGCACAAGAUCCUGGUCCCUGCCUUCACUUCAAGCAUUGGAUCUCAGAGAUGAGACUUUACUGCUUUACUUCCAGGUAUUCGCGCUUCUAGGAAUCUGCGGGGGCUUUGCAGGCUCCAUCGUUCUUCGCGGUCAUCAUCUGAAGUCCAAAGACAAGGAGGAGGAGGAGCCAGUCCGGGAGCAACGCAUCGAAGAAUCACUUCUUCCACCACUGCUCAUUCCAAGCCGUACCACGCAUUCCAGACUGUUCCCUCGAAAGCACUCCUUCUCGUAUACUUACCUUCUUGUUGGAGUUCCGGUGGGUCUUCAAGGCCGAGUGGCCAAUGUGUUGUCGAUCGACAGUCAGCGGCCUGCUUGGUUCGAUGUGCGAUCAGCCGAUUUCCUCAACCGCGGAAGUCCUGAGCUUGGACUGGGAGAAAAGCUCAAGCGCUUUUUACACGCACAACGCGUUACCGACAGAGACUAUGCCUUUGCUUAUCUUGUCACGGCGCCACGUUUUCUUGGCUAUAGCUUCAACCCGGUCUCAUUCUGGUACCUCUACGACUCGGAUACACGACUCAAAUACAUGAUCCUGGAAGUCAACAACACAUUCGGCGAACGUCGCAUGUACUUGUUGAAGACAGAGCCAAGCACAGGAGGGGACUCUGCGCGGUCAUUCACAUUCUCCGAUGAGUGGGCAAAAGACUUUCAUGUUUCGCCGUUCAACAGCCGGAAGGGAUCGUACUCUCUGCAAGCAGUAGAUCCACUUGCAGCUUUUGAGCAAAAGGGUCACGUCGAAAUCAACAACACAAUUGUGCUUCGCUCGUCUGGCGAACACGCAAAGAUUGUAGCUCGCGUCUGGUCGGAAGGCAUGCCAGAAGAGCCAAGCAACGUCACAACGAUCGAGCUGGCCAGAUUUAUUCUCGCUUGGUGGUGGGUCGGACUAGCCACUUUUCCGAGAAUCGUAUGGGAAGCACAAAAGCUGUUCUUCAAAAGGAAGCUCCAUGUCUGGUACAGGCCCGAGGUCACCGAGGCAAGCAUAGGUCGAGAUUUCACGAAAGAAGAGACGAUAUUGGAACAGUUCUUCCGCUCCUUCCUGACCAGCGCAGUUGAGAAUGGCGACAAGCCUCUACGCGUGAUCUACGAAGCGCCGCACAAUAGUGGAGAAGAGAUCGUCCUGUACUCUCCGGGUUUCACAUACGAGGAGGAUCAUUCGACAACAAUGACUUUGAAAGUGCUUUCACCCGCAUUUUACAGUCGCUUCAUUCAUUACGCGCAUGCUGCAGAGGCUUUCGAUCGCGAAUGUCUUGGAACCGAUGACAAGAAUCGAACCAUUGUCAUUGAUGGCGCUCAAGGACUGCCCACUCUACUCGACUGCAUGAAGCACACAGACCGACAUAAAGCAAAAUCUACUCGCAGAAAGGGUGUCCUUCACGAUUUGCGUUGGAAUAUCCUUCGCCGACUACGAUGUCCUCCUGCUGUAGCCAGCUAUCCGACCGACGAGAGCAGACUCGAUGUUGAGUACAGCACACAUGACAGUCGAUCCUUCAAAUUCUCGGAAUGCGAUCGCUUCAUCCAGACGGCACAUAAGGAUAGCAGCCUUUACUGGAAGACAGUCGUCAAAUUAUUCAUCGCAGAGCGCAUAACCUUCGGCAUACCACUCCUCGUCGCCGUCUUCGACUGGACGGUUCGCAUAACCAUGAUACUAUCAGCCAUGAUCUACUGCGACAACUUCCCAGUCUGGGACAUACUUCGCGCUCGUCCAUUCCACAAAUCCGACAUCCCCACCAGCAGCAUCGCUCUCGUCUUAGCAAACAGUGUACAUAUCUGGAGCAGUCUCAAGGGUUGAAUUCGCAGAAGAAAUCCAGAAAGCAAAGCAUAGCAUAGAAAUCGCAAAUCAUAAUCUACUUACAACU
Molecule: messenger RNA, 2136 nt
Organism: Pseudocercospora fijiensis CIRAD86
Lineage: Eukaryota; Fungi; Ascomycota; Dothideomycetes; Mycosphaerellales; Mycosphaerellaceae
Exons: 1
Coding region: 159-2069 (636 amino acids)
Source: RefSeq, a predicted model, not a curated record